This is a messenger RNA of Miscanthus lutarioriparius, 417 nucleotides long. The record is from the annotation of a GenBank genome assembly. NCBI's taxonomy places the organism in Eukaryota, Viridiplantae, Streptophyta, Magnoliopsida, Poales, Poaceae.
AUGGAUCAGAUGAUAGAACUUGAUGUAUUGCUAAAUGUUGGCUUCAAUGAAAACUUGAGAUACCUUUAUCUAAUAAUGUGGUUUAUGAGUGUUGUGGGCAGCUAUGGUUUACUUAUUUACCAUACACAGGAUGAAGAACUUGCACAACAUCAAGUGUCUAUGUUACUGUUUCUUGCUCUUGCUUGUGGCAUAGCGGUGUUUGGUACUCAAGUAUUGAUGCCUUUUACUGGAUCUGGGAAUAAUGAACUUAUUUCUUUGGCCAAUACAUAUGCACAGGGGCGAAAUAUGUGGUACCUUCAGUCUUUUUUAGUGCGGUAUGGAAACUUCCAAGCUGAGGUUAAGCGGCAGGCAUCAAAAUCGGUUAGGAAGGCAUCAAAAUUGCGUCAAGGUGUUUCAGCAGGGGGCGAGAAGAGCUAG